GCCAUGAUGGAUCACUCGUAGAUCGGUGACGGAAGGUGAAAACAUGCGUGUCGUUUGGUGCUCUCUGCUCUUUGCUAUCAACGUAUUCGCGUUCGACUACAUAAACGUGCCGACCCUCGAGGAGUUCCUCGAGGAGCCAGUCGUGAAUGACAACAAGAUCGUGGGCGGCCAGGAGGCCGAUAUCAUCGACUAUCCCCACCAAGUGUCGUUUAUCUUCAACGAGAGCUACUUUUGUGGAGGCUUUAUUGUCAGCCAGAACUAUAUCGUGACGGCCGCGCAUUGCACUAAGAAUGUGGACCCAUCCACAAUAAUCCUUAGGGCUGGCAGUUCAUAUAGACAGAAUGGUACUAUAAUACCUAUCGCGGAGGUGUUCACACACCCUGAGUACGACAACCCUGAGUUUGACAAGGAUGUGGGAGUCUUGAGAACGCAUUACCCCAUAAACUUCACGAGUACCAUCCAGCCCAUUCGUCUGGCGCCGCUGGGUCGACGAAUGAGGGCCAGGACGUAUGUUGACGUCAGUGGAUGGGGCGCAACACAGGAAGGUAGUGCGCUUCCCGAUCGACUGAUGGAGGUGGAGCUCCAAGUGGUAUCGUAUCCAGAAUGUUUCAUGUCCUACUCCAUGUACUUGACCAGGAACAUGUUUUGCGCAGGAAACUUCUAUUUUGGCGGCGAGGCGACUUGCCAGGGUGAUUCGGGAGGAGUUGUGAUACAAGAUGGAUUGGCUUGUGGCAUUGUGUCAUUCGCCCGAGGCUGUGCUCGACCGUUAAACCCGAGUGUAUUUGCCAACAUAGCAGCAAGGCCUAUAAGAGAAUUCAUACGAAACCAUACAAAUUUACAAAUUGGAAAAAUGCAUGCCGUUUGGUGUUGCCUGCUCUUUGCGUUCAAUGUGUUCGCGUUGGACUACAUUAAUUCGCCGAACCUGGAGGAGUUCCUUGGGGAACCAGACAUGAAUGACAGCAGGGUUGUAGGCGGGGAGGAGGCCGACAUCGUCGACCAUCCCCAUCAAGUGUCGUUUGCCUUCAAUGGCACUAAGUUUUGUGGUGGGUUUAUUAUCAGCAAGCACUGGAUUGUGACAGCCGCCCAUUGCACUAGGAAUGUGGACCCUUCAACAAUAAUCCUCAGGGCUGGCAGUUCUUUUAGGCGUAACGGUACUAUCAUACCUAUCGCGGAGGUCUUCACGCAUCCAGAGUUCGACACCCCUAGGUUUAACAAAGAUGUGGCAGUUUUGAGGACCCAUUACCCCAUAAACUUCACUAAUACCAUUCAGCCGAUAGAGCUGGCACCGCUGGGCAGACGGAUGAGGGCCAGGACCUAUUUUAACGCUACAGGUUGGGGCGCAACUGAGGAAGGCGGUUCCAUUACCCAGCGACUGAUGGAGGUUGAGAUACCGGUGGUAUCGAAUACACAAUGUAGGAUGUCUUAUCCAAGGUUAUUAACAAGGAACAUGUUCUGCGGCGGGAACUACUAUAUGGGCGGCCAGGGGACUUGCCAGGGUGAUUCCGGCGGAGCCGCGGUGCAAAAUGGUUUGGCUUGUGGCAUAGUGUCGUUUGCUAGAGGCUGCGCCCGACCAUUCUACCCGAACGUAUUUACCAACAUAGCAGCAAGGGAUGUGAGAGAAUUCAUUAGAAAUCACACCAGUUUGUAA
Messenger RNA from Manduca sexta (tobacco hornworm), 1648 nucleotides. RefSeq names its product serine protease 53. Bases 44 to 1648 code for a protein of 534 amino acids. Gene Ontology annotation, molecular function: serine-type endopeptidase activity. NCBI's taxonomy places the organism in Eukaryota, Metazoa, Arthropoda, Insecta, Lepidoptera, Sphingidae. The record is from RefSeq and is a predicted model, not a curated record. The transcript has 10 exons. Gene Ontology annotation, biological process: proteolysis.